GUAAUUUAAAGGGACUUGGUGGGUGAUAUUUAUUUCUUCAUAUACCGCCAUACGAACUCAGAACACUUUCUCCCUUUUAACCCUCUUCCUGCCAUGCCUUCCCCUUCCACCGCUCUCCAAUGGCUGAGCUUGGUGGGUCUGAUAUGGCUUCAAUCAAUAAACGGAACCAACUCCAAUUUCCCUGCUUACUCUUCCCAGCUCAAAUACCUUCUCUCCAUCUCCCAACUCCAACUCAACAACCUCGCCUUUGCCUCCGAUGCCGGCAAGCUCUUCGGCUUCGUCUCCGGCAUCGCAGCUGUCUAUCUCCCUCUCUGGUUCGUCCUCUUGAUCGGAGCUUCACUAGGGUUGAUUGGCUACGGCGUCCAGUACCUCAUCCUCGCCAAACUCAUCCCAUGCUCAUCUUACGCCCUAAUAUUUUCCCUCUCUGUUUUAGCAGGAAACAGCAUUUGCUGGAUCAACACAGUUUGCUAUGUCGUCGCCAUUAAAAAUUUCGCAUUGGAUCGUCAAAUCGCCGUGGGAUUAACCACCAGCUACUCAGGGUUAAGUGCUAAAAUCUACACAGUCAUAGUUGACUCCUUCCCAUUCUUCUCCUCGCCAACCAAAAGAGCUAAAGCAUAUCUCUUCCUCAACUCAGCCUUGCCUCUCCUGGUCUGCGCCAUAACAACCCCACUCGUCGGAGACAUUAACGUCGAUAAAUCGAGGAAAACGAGAAGUGGGUUCAUGUUCAUGUUGAUCAUAACAAUGGCGACUGGAGUCUACGCGGUGAUUAGCAGCUUACUGUCAAUGCCAAAGCUUGUUAGCUUGACAGGCAUGGGGCUUUUCCUUCUGGCUCCACUUCUGAUCCCUGCGGGAGUGAAACUCAGAGAGAUGGCUGAUGAGAAGAAAAGGGGAAUGGUGGUGCAUGAUGAAGAAGGCUUUGGAGGAUCAGAGAGAAGAUCAGAAAUGGAAGUGAUGAAGGAAGUGUGUGAGAUUGGUGGGAGAGAGGAGAUUGGAGUGAAGUUGAUGGUGAGGAGAGUUGAAUUUUGGUUGUAUUUCUUUGCGUAUUUAUGUGGGGGAACUCUUGGGCUGGUGUUCUUGAAUAAUCUUGGACAAAUUGCUGAGUCUCGCGGCUGUCCUGCGACUUCUACUCUGGUUUCAUUGUCUUCUUCGUUCUGUUUCUUCGGCCGCCUCCUUCCUUCUCUCAUCGAUUAUUACUUCUCCAGGAAUAAAUACAUGAUUUCAAGACCAGCUUCAAUAGUAGCAUCCACGGUCCCAAUGGCUGGAGCAUUUUUCUUCCUCCUCAACAAAUCCAACUUCUCCCUCUACAUUAGCACCGCGGUGAUUGGAAUUUCUACCGGCACAAUCACUUCUGUUGCUGUAUCGACCACGACUGAACUUUUUGGAGCAAAAAAUUUUAGUGUCAAUCACAAUAUCGUAGUCGCAAAUAUUCCAAUUGGAUCAUUUGUGUUUGGGUAUUUAGCGGCUUUCUUUUACCACAAGGAAGCAAAUGGCGAGAAAUGCAUGGGAAUGGAGUGUUACAAAAACACUUUUAUCAUAUGGGGUUGUCUUUGUUCUUUUGGGAGUUUACUUGCUUUAAUCUUGUAUAUUCGCACGAAAAAAUUUUACUCACAUAGAUUAAUUAACAUGAAUCAGCAGAGUUAG
This is a messenger RNA of Carica papaya (papaya), 1641 nucleotides long. RefSeq names its product Major facilitator superfamily protein. Lineage: Eukaryota; Viridiplantae; Streptophyta; Magnoliopsida; Brassicales; Caricaceae. Gene Ontology annotation, cellular component: membrane. The record is from RefSeq and is a predicted model, not a curated record.